This is a messenger RNA of Closterium sp. Naga37s-1, 4557 nucleotides long. The record is from the annotation of a GenBank genome assembly. NCBI's taxonomy places the organism in Eukaryota, Viridiplantae, Streptophyta, Zygnematophyceae, Desmidiales, Closteriaceae.
AUGGCUCCAGAGAGUCCGUCGCCACUAUAUCUCUUCUACAAUACGCCUCUCGCCUCCGGGGGUCUUUCGCGCUCCUGUCGGAACUCACUCCCCUCGCAGGCUCCCGUUCAGUCUUCCGCCAUCGCCGCCCUCGCCACAGGUACCAAAUGCGCGUACCCACCACACGAUUUUCAAGACCACCGGGAUUCCGUCGCUCCGCAGGUCGCACCUCGAGAAUCCGUCUCUCAGCACCUCGAUCCCCAUCCAACUUCCAUCGAGCCACAGCCCCCUUCCUUCGCUCCCGGCGCGGCUCCGUCGCUCAUGGAGGCCGCGGGAGUGAACGCGUCGUUCGAAUCAUUUCCCGUCGGGCCCGACACUCACAUGUUCGCUGACGGGGAUUACGGCCUUGGUUUGCUAGACGACGCGUUUCACGGGCUCGAGACGUUUACGGACCUGUGUGACCUGCCGGGGCAAGCAGCCGGCGAACCGAGCGAUGUAACAGACGGAUCGCCAUCGUCUCAAAAGCUUCACAGUGAACCUGAAGGUGAUGCUGACGGUGGGCUUCUUCGCGUCGCAGGCUACUGCGAGCAGCUUCGCGAGCCUCACGGUGCAACGAAUUCGUCGCAGCACGCUGGUUACCCCCAAGACGGUCGACCAGAAGCGACGCCGGCGAUGCUGCCAGCGACGCUUUACUCGGCGAUGCCGUUAUUGCCGCCCAACGCGACGUCGUCGCUGCCGGCCCAGCAGCAGGACGGCUGGAUGGCGCUGCUCGCGGCGGACCUUGGGCUUGCCGACGAGCAGCCGCUCGGAAAAGGGUGCGCGGAUGGCGGCGCGGAGAGUAUCGAUGGGGAAGGCGUUGCGGCUUCCGCGGUUCAAUGCGGAGGAGCCCAGGGCGGCGCAGAAGGCGGAGUCGUGGGAAUACAAGGUGGCGUGAUAGCGGGGGAUGAGGAAGCGUACACGGAAAGCGCGAAUCUAGACUCGUUGGCGCAAGGCGGUGUUGGCGGGAUUUUCCCCGUGGGCGGGGGUCAGGCGGAGGCGGAUGUUGGGGAAGGGGGCGGAGCAGAUUGGGGAGGAGUUGCGAAUGAAGGGACAUUGGGUGGUGGAGUAGAUGUGUUGCAGCUGCAGCAUCAGCAGCAUCAGCAGCAUCAGCAGCAUCAGGAACAUCAGGAACCGCAGCAGCAGAGCCAUGAGUCGGCGUCCGUGGGUUGGCGGGGAGGCAGCCUGAACGGCAGUUGUCUGAACGGCAGCAGCCCCCACGCGUGCUUCUCUGGGAGCGACGGCGAGGCGAUGGUGCAAGCGACGGUGGCGGGAGCGGAGGACGGGGAAGGCGCGGAGCAGCAGCUGCACGGACAGGAGAAUCUGCAAGAGCAGUACUCGUACCAUAGCCAGGGAGAUAAGCAGCAGCAGCCGCAGACGCAGCAGCAGCAGUGGCCGCAACAACAGCCGCAAUGGCGGGUUCAGCAACCUCUGCUGCAGUUUUCUCACGCGCACGCUGCCUCACCCUCACCUCCUGCGGGCGAGCCCGCCUUCCCCCGAUGGACCUCUGCGCCCACGGCCCUCGCGCACAGCAGCCGCGCGCGCAAGGAGUAUCACAGCUCCGCGUGCCCAUGCGGGCGCUGUGCUCCUGGUGCGCGCGGGGAUAAAUGCACCGCGAGGUCUCAAUCCGCGCUGAUUUCUGCCGCAGGGGCGGGCAGCAGAGCGGGGGCUGGGGCGGGAGCGGGAGUGCGGGGGGCAGUGGUAGCUGGAUCAAGGGUCAGAGCACCUGCUGGUUCCUUUUCACCAAAAGUCAGUGCGGUUAGUGUGGGGGGUCGGGCUAGCCCUCCCAAGAAGCGACAGCAAGUUCUUGUAGUGACUUCUUCCGCUGCCAAUCCCGGCCGUCGACCUAGAGAUCUGUCUCAGCGAUUGGCGGCUGUGAUUGACCGGAUUGCUGCUGCGGACUCGCUUGUCGACGGUGGCUUAAGUGCUGGUGGUGACGGUGAUAUUCCUCGAGCUGCCGCUGCUGCUGCUGCUGCUGCUGGUGCUGGUGGGGUUGGGGUUGUCAUGGGCGGUGCAACGUCGGCGCUGUCUCUCUGGGACCGCGUGCGACGCGAGGGUUUGAGUCGAAUCAGCAGCUCUGGGACUGUUUCCGCGGCUGGCUCCCCCGCGGCGGCACCUGCUGCUACCGCGUCUGCUGCUCUUAACGCGGAUGACGGGUGGAGCUCCGGCGCGCUGCAGCGCGCAGCAGCAGGGGGGUUCCGCUUGGGGUCUGUGGGCGGGGAGCGGGGCGGAGAAACGGUGACUGGGAGAGGCGCAGGGGUAGGGGAAGGGGCAGGGGCAGGGGCAGGUGCAGCAGGCACUCACCACACGAGGAAGGGGGCAGCUAGGGGUGUGAUUAGUGGGGCUGGCAGGAGUGUUGGCAAGGGAGGAACGUGGAACGCGGGUUGUGUGGAUGGUGGUGCUGGUGAGUUAGAGCCGGUCGCAUUGACAGAGACGGGGAAGCGAGCCCUGUCUUUGGGUGGAUAUUGGCGUGGGUCUGGGAGAUUGGGUGAGGAGGAGGAGGAUGAGGAAGAGGAAGAGGAGCAGGAGGAGGAGGAGGAAGAGGCGGACGCGGUGGCUGAUGCAUACAGUAGUGGGCACGCUGGGGCUGUUGUGAAGAGGAGCAAUGAGAAGGACGUCUUUCGCAUGCUUUUUAACCGCGGCAGUGACAGCGACUGCGACAGCAACGGCAACCGCAGCAGCGGCAGCGACAGCCUGGUAUCUGGGAUUAGAGGGAAGGCGGCAGCGGCUGGCAAUUCAUCCCGUGCCCUCGCCCUGCCUGCACGGAGGCACUUCAGCAGCAUGAGCCACGCCACACACGCGGUUACCACCAACACCGGUUCUGACACACCCCCAGCGGUAGUACCCGACGAAGCAGCUGCUCCCGUGUCCUCAGCGCUGGCGCUACUCCCCUCUGCGGCCCACCGUGGCCUGUCCAAGAAUGACCUCUUCCUCCGCCUUGCUGCUGGCGCCCGCACCUCCAGCCCUUCUCAUGCCAACUCUCCCACUGCCCUCACCUCCCCCACCGCCUCCGCCGCCUCCCCCUCCGCCUCCGCCUCCGCCUCGCCUCCCCGCAUUCGUCCCUCGCUCCCUGCUGCCAUCUCUGCCACCAUCUCAGCCUCCUCCACCCCGCGCUUCUCCCUCGCCACCUCGAUGCCCAUGGCCAUACCCGCAGGAGCCAUCCAGAGGGCCAUUUAUCCGGAACCCAUCUACAUUGGGUGUCCGUUGGAGUCGCGGGCGGGUGAGGCGGUGGUGAGGGAGGCGGCGGGGGUGUGGCAGCAUGAGCCGAGCCUGGCGCCCGUGUCGUCCACUGCACGGCUGCGCACUGUGGACCAGCUCACUGCACUUGCUGAGGCAUACGCUACUGAUGACCUGGCCAAGAUUCGGUUUCUGAAUCGCAAGCUGACAAAGAAAGCUGACCCGAUGGGCGACCCACUGCAGCGCACGGUGCACUACUUCCUGGAGGCGCUCUCUGCACGGCAGGAGGGCCGCGGACUGGAGAUUUACUGGCGACCCCUCGACGUCCCCAUUCAGGAGCUCUCUCAAGCGGUGCUGCUGCUGUGCAGAACAGUCCCCUUUGUGCACACGUGCCGGACCGUAAUCCACGAGGCAAUACUCCAUGCCCUCGCCACCGAACCCAUCUGCACCCAUCUGCACAUCGUCGCCUUCGGCAUGUUCCCAGGAGACAACUGGAUGGGCCUGCUCCACUCGCUCCUCGACCUCCCCAACGGCCCGCCCCCCCGCAUCACCCUCACAGCUAUCGACGGGCCUACUAGCCCCGGGAAGAUCGCCAUGAAAACAGCGCUGCUGGAUUUCUGGCUUAAGUUUGAGGCGACGGCUGCUGCGCUGGGGCUGAAUUUCGAGUUCCGGCGGCCGGGCGUAAGGAUGGAGACGCUGCGCCCGGGGAUGGUGCAGCGGGGAGGGGAGCCUGGGGAGGUGGUAGUGGUCACGUGUGCCAUGCACAUGCAGUUUCUGCCUGAUGUGUCCGUGGUGCGUGCGAAUCAGCGCGACAUGGUGCUCAGAGCUGUGCAUGCCCUGCGCCCGGCAGCCUUUGCCCUGGUUGACAUUGACGCCAAUUUCAACGGGCCCUUCUUCCUCUCGCGCUUCCGCGAAGCAGCUAUGUACUUCACCAACCUCCUCUCCUGCGUUGACGCUUCGGGCCUGCCGCGCUCCUCGCCGCGCCGUGCCCUCUUUGAGUCCUCCUACCUUGCCCGCGACAUAGUCAAUGUUAUUGCUUGUGAGGGCCUUGACCGCAUGGUCCGGUCCGAACGUGUAGAGCAGUGGCAGGCCCGGUUGGAGAGGCUCGGAUUUUUUCCCCGAGCCGUUUCGCCGAACCUUGUGGACAAGAUUUUGGAUCUGGCGCCGUUUCGGGUGGGAGGCAAGAGAAGAGGAAUCGGUGGUGCUGGUGGUUUCAGCGGGAAUGGGGUCGAGGUGGGGUAUGAUGUGAAGGAGAAAGGGCACACGGUGCAAAUCACAUGGAAUGGGGAAAGGAUUAUAUGGGCUGGCCUCUGGUGUGCUGCACCACAGAUGAAUGCGGCGAGCUCCCGCCCUAUGGUCUUGUGA